Uncinocarpus reesii 1704 is the source of this 261-nucleotide messenger RNA. RefSeq lists its product as uncharacterized. NCBI's taxonomy places the organism in Eukaryota, Fungi, Ascomycota, Eurotiomycetes, Onygenales, Onygenaceae. The coding region runs from base 1 to 261 and encodes 86 amino acids. The record is from RefSeq and is a predicted model, not a curated record. The transcript is spliced from 2 exons.
AUGUCGGAAUCGGAAUCGGCAUGUGUCUGUUGGCAGGAGGUUACAGAAACGCAGCCGAUGGAGGCCGGAGUGUGCCUCCCCGACAUCCAUGGCGAUAAUAGCACUGGCCUGGGCCUUAAAGUUAAGUGGCAUCAAAGUGGAUUUCUCGAGAAGUUGGGGAAGUUGGCGGCGCAACCGCACGAUUUCAUUGGCCCAGAGCGAAUUACGGUUGCCGAUCUCUGUUUCCAUUGGCGCAGGUUGGUUACCCGUACGCAGCUGUGA